Molecule: messenger RNA, 4736 nt
Organism: Danio aesculapii
Lineage: Eukaryota; Metazoa; Chordata; Actinopteri; Cypriniformes; Danionidae
Gene: rbm6
Product: RNA-binding protein 6
Exons: 23
Coding region: 138-4076 (1312 amino acids)
Biological process (GO): mRNA splicing, via spliceosome
Cellular component (GO): nucleus
Molecular function (GO): RNA binding
Source: RefSeq, a predicted model, not a curated record
ACGGGGGCUGCAUCUUCCGCCUCUUUUUGUCGGAAACUCAGAAACGAUCCUGCAGAAAGACCACUAUAAGCUAGUGAUAGGACUUUGUGCACCCGAAACUCGUGCAAAGGGAGAGUUUCACGGAGAGGAAGAGCACGAUGUGGAACGGCUCAAGACCUGGCCCACGAGGAGGAAUGCCCUUUCGUGGGGAACCUCAUGGUGGUAUGUUCGAAGGCAGAGAUGGUCCAAGGCCUGACUUCAGAGGUCGAGAUGGCAUGAAUAUGGACAGACCACCCAUGGACAUGAGGCGGUUUGACUGCCCACCUGAUAUGAGAGGACGAGACAUGGGACUUAAUGAUAGAGGAAGAGAGCCUCCUCGAGAAUUUUUCAGGCCUGGAGAUGAAAUGGACAUGCAUUUUCGAAGGCGCUUUGAAAUGGAUCAGAGAAGCAACCUUCAGAAUUCCCCAGGUUUCUUGGGUUCAUCAAGGCUACCAAUGGAUUUGGACGGCAGAGACAUGCAAGGUGGUAAUAUAAGGGGUCCAGAAGAUGGAUUUAUUAAUAUGAGGGAGAGGGAGAGAUAUCAAAUGGAUAUGCCUGGCCUUCCCCCUGUAGACAUCAGGAGGAGACUUGCCAUAGUGGCUAUGGGUGGAAAUGGAGAUUUUGGUGAUAUGAGAGACAGGGAAAGGUCACGCAUGGGUGACAUUGAUGGAUAUAGUAUGGACUUGCCUCCCAGAGACAGACCAUUGAUGGAUUUUAACAGGCGAGGCAUCACCCCUCCACUCAAUCCAAGAGAUAUGUUUGAGUCUGAUAUGGAUAUGAGAAACCGCAUGGGUUCCUCCUCUAAUUUUAGGGAUCAGCCUCCUAUGCUUCAUGACAAUGAUGGGCUUCCCAUGGAUAUAAGAGGACGAUCUGAUAUUCCGCUGGGUCGUGGCAGCCCAGAUCCCAUGAUCAGAAAUGACGAAUUGACCCUCAGGGACAGAGAAUUUCCAGAGCCGAUAGACAGUCCCAUGACCUUCCGGGGAAGAGAAAGUGUAUCUCUUUCAGAUGAAUGGCGCAAGCAUGGCGUUAGAGACCGAGACUCUCUUCCACCAAUGAUGGGCAGAACACCACAAAGAGACACUUAUCCAAGAGACAUGCAAGAGAAGUUUUUCCCUAACCGCGGAAAAGAUGUAGCCCUUGGAGAACGGUCUCAGUUUAAGGAGAGAGACCGAGAGAGGCCAUCUGGUUAUCUGGGGAAAGAGAGCACAGGCUUCAAUCGAUCAGACAGAGAGCCCAAACACCAACACUGGGAGAAAAAUAUUCCCAGUGAUUUCCCAAGUCGAGAACCAACUCUGGGUACUCAGAAACCCCCUCCUCUUCAAAUGGAUCCCACCGUAAAUGUUCAAGGUAGAGAAGUUGAUAAGCCCUGGCCAGUUGACAGAGAAGAAAAGCCUGAGCGAACUGCACCAGCUGGAGGUAGACCUCCAUAUUUCCAAGACAAGAAGUCGCCAAAUCAGGAGCAUCACUUCACAAGCGAUCGAGUGCCCUUUAAGGGAUCUGGUGAUAGGGCUUCAGAGCAGGAACCACAGAGAGAAAGCUUAAUGUCUGGGCCAAAGGAAAUGCAGAGUAACAGAGGUGAGCAACUUGAUCAAGAUUAUAGGGACAUCGAUUACCGCACAGGCUCUGGACGCAAAUAUGACUACAGUCUUGGGGAUCUUCAUGGACUUGAAAAAGAUGUGAAAGAAUCCAAAUUAGUUCCAGCUGAAAGAGUGGAUGACUCUGGUUCUCAGGACCAGGAUUACAGAAGUGCAGGGGUCCAGGAUAAAAUCACAAACACUAUUGCCAUCUCUGGAAUUCCUAAAAAUGCCACAAUGCAGCAGAUUCUGGGAGCUUUUGCAGUUCGUGAUGGUGUUCCAAUGCAGGGCAUGAAAAUCAAAGACGUUGUGCCAGGUUACAGCUUCGAUACGGCCUAUGUGGAGUUUUUAAACCUCGAGGAUGCUGUCCACUUCAUGGAGUCCAACCAGGGAUCUGUCAAAGUUGGUGACAAGACUGCUCUGCUCAAAUACGUCCAAUCUGACAAAAAUGAGAAGGAGCAGCUCCAUGAACCACCCACUAAAGCUGCACCAGAUAGUGAUGAUGGUUUGUUACCAAAUCCAGUCCCUCCACUGAACAAACAGGAGGAAACCAUUGUUAAGCCUCUACUGGACGCUGCUUCUCAAGGUGUGUGGCAGAGAAGCUCAAACCUGACUCCUGAAGCAUGGCAACAGCAAGUGGACCAACAGCAACAACAGCAGGAGCUGGAGCAGCAACCCACAGAAGAAUGGACCAAUCAGAGAGCAUCACGCCAAAACCUGCAAUACUCUGAUCCAGUCUUUAAAGAAAGCAAAACAAUGAUCAUUAAGAACAUUCUCCCUACCACCACCGUGGAGACCAUUCUGAAAGCACUCGAUCCAUUUGCCUACCUGGAUGAGCGCAAUGUACGUUUGGUGAAAGGGAAAUCGCCUGGAUCCAAAUGCUUCUGCUUUGUUGAUAUGGAUUCACAUGAGCAUGUGACACGGUUGGUGGAGCUGCUCACAAAGCCUCGGCCUAUCAUGAUUGAUGGGGUCAGAGUUUAUGCCGAGGUUGCAAAGCCUUUGAAAAAUCAAAAUUAUAGGAGGGACAAUGAGAAGGCAAACACUUCUCUUCUGGGUCUGCCUCCAGAUGUGAUAAAGCAGCCACCAUACCAGCAGCCACACCAACAGUUUUAUCCUCAGCCUGCUCUUACAGCUGUGGGUGCUGCAUCUAUGCAAGGUGACCUAAUGGGGGCCGAUGCAACCUUGUUAUCAGGAGCAGUGCCAAGUUCAAGCUUAACACAGGGUGUGAUGUAUUCGAAGAAAUCUGGCAUUGCACAAACACUCCAAACUGCUGAGAAAGAGGCUCCAGCUUUAUCGGACGCUGCUGUAUCUGGACCUGUAGACUCCAUAGAUGGCUACAACUACGGAUCUGAAGCUCCAGAUUUGUCAGCUUUCCUUUACGAUGCUACCUCUGGCUUUUACUAUGACCCUCAGACUACGCUUUACUAUGAUCCCAACUCAAGGUAUUUCUACGAUGCUCAGAAUCAGCAGUACCUCUAUUGGGAUAGUUCCUCUAAGACCUACAUCCCAGUCCAGAGCUCUUCCACCGAUGGUCAGGAUGUUCCUGAAAUUCCAGCCCCUGAAGUUCCUGCUCCUGUGGCACCUGUUGCCGAGGUUAUAGCCGUACCCAUUAAAGAAGAGGAAGCCAAGGCUGUUUCAGAGGCUUUGCCAGAGGUGCGGGUGGAGGAGGAGCCUGGCCAACGUGGAGAAAAGAGAGAGAAGGAAAAAGAGGAAAAGCCAAGGAGUUUAGCAGCUUUUAAGAUAAUGAAAGACAUGGAGCGAUGGGCAAAAAUCCAGAACAGUAAGAAAGAAAGUGUCCGAGCUCCUUCACCUGUCCUCAAGUCUGGAGAUGACCACAGACCUUCAAAGGCAGCUGAUGCAGCUUUUGCCAUCUUUGAAAGAAAGACUGGUGCAGAUGAACUAUUCAAGAAGCCUCUUGCUCCAAAGCAAAAAGAUGAAAAAUCAUCAAAGCGGCCCAUGGGCUCUCUGGGAAUGUUGGCGGCCGAUUAUGGUGCAGGCAGUGACGAAGAGGAAGAAGAGAAACACGAUAAGCAGGAAGCUGCACGGCCUGCAAAGAGCCAGCCGCAGGCGGACGAGAAGGAGGAUAGGUUGACAGACUGGAAGAAGAUGGCCUGUCUUCUGUGCAGAAGGCAGUUCCCUAAUAAAGACGCUCUUAUCCGCCACCAGCAGCUCUCAGACCUCCAUAAGCAAAAUAUGGAGAUUCACCUGAAAAUCAAAAGGUCAAAGAGAGAACUUGAGGCUCUAGAAAACCAGGAAAAAGAGAUGAAAACGAAAGCGCCAGGCAGCUCACCUGAAGCAAAAAGAAGAAAGCCACAAAAUACUUGGGCCGGCAGCUCAAGGGACAGUUUUAAAGGCAACGAGAGACCAGGUUUGGGUUUAGAGACUACAGAGCGGAAGAAAAAAGAACCUGUCGUCUGGAAUCAUGCCACAUAUAAGCAGGCAGUUCGGAAGGCCAUGUUUGCAAGAUUCAAUGAGUUGGACUGAGUGACAGGAAUGAAGAAAAAGAGAAUUUGUGUAUAAAUAUAUACACACACACACACACACAUACAUACACACAACACAACAGUGUGGUGUGGUCUGUCGGCAGCUCAUUCCAGGCUUUACUCUGAACUGAUACAAAAUUCCUGGAGAAGCUUAUUGUGACUAACCCCCUCAUUCAUGGAAAUGGUGAAGUGUGCCUGUAUAAAAGGAAUUUAUUCUUUCCUAGCAGCCAAACGUUACUUUCGUGUUUAAUUAUCCCUUGUAGCUCUAUUCUUCAGGGCUUUUUAAAUAUUUUCUCAUUUGAUGAUAUUGUAUCAUGUCUCCCCCCCCUCUUUUUUAUGUAGUAAAUGUAUGUAAAGUUAAUUUGUAAAUUGAAAUGUUUUGAGUUCGGGGGGUUAAAUAUUACUGUAGUGAGUCAAUAAAUUGUCUCAACAUGACUGUAACCACACAUCAAAAGAUUUUUUAUUUAAUUUUAAUCUUGUACUAUAAACUGGUGUAUUUUGUUUUUUUUUAAUGCGUGUUGCUUGUAAAUAAGUCUGUUUUCUACAUUCUCCUCCAGGUGGCAGUACAUAACCGUUGUCAACAUUUCUUAUUCAAUGUCACAUUAAGCCGCACCUCAGAGAUGUGUAAUACUGAAAGAAUGAAUCUGCACACAGUCAUGAA